Symsagittifera roscoffensis is the source of this 20863-nucleotide messenger RNA. RefSeq lists its product as uncharacterized. The transcript has 7 exons. Lineage: Eukaryota; Metazoa; Xenacoelomorpha; Acoela; Convolutidae. Gene Ontology annotation, molecular function: protein binding. The record is from RefSeq and is a predicted model, not a curated record. The coding region runs from base 1 to 20574 and encodes 6857 amino acids.
AUGUACGCAAAAAUUGACGGAAACCCGCCUCCGCAUGUGAAAUGGUCCUUGAACUAUUCCGAGAUCUACAACAAGUCGGAGUUUUCGGACAGUUUUGGCGACUACUGGCUGACAAUUCGCGAAGCUCAGAAAAACGGAACAGUGACUUGCUCGGCUUCGAAUAAGGUGGCAAAAGCAACAACAGAAUGCAAAUUGACAAUUGAUGAAACGAUCACUUUAUGUAGAAAUCUAAACACCUCCGAAAUCGGGUAUCCCGUAGACGUCCUGUCCCAAAUCCGACUCCGAGCCCCAACUCCAGUGGGAACAUACUCGCCGAAAACAUUCGUGCUCCUCGUAAACGCCAUCACAAGCGCAGACCAGAAACAUUUCAACCGGGACUACUACGUUUGGCGUCAAUUGAACAUCCAAAGACCAGUCAAACUGCCGAUUGACAUGACGGUCGAUAACUGGAUUCGAGCUCGAUACGACAACAAAAAAAGCAAAGCUGAUUUGAUCACCUGCCAGGCGGUAAUUCGAGGAUAUCUAGUUAGGAAACACGUGAACAUGAUGAAAGCUAUUUACAGCUCGCCUCGCGUGCCUGAAAACUUGAAGAAAAUUGAAGUUUUGGAACAGCUCUUGGACCUGGAACCGAUCAGCAAGGAAACUCUUUUCUUCGUCAAACUGAACCAGUUUACUGUGAUAUACUUCGACCGAAACGCCUCCACUCCCGAAGUAACGACUGGUUACGUAAUGCGCAACCCGAUUGAAGAUCAAGUUGACGAAAUUGACACUCCUGUUGAAAUCAGUUUCUCAUUCGCUAGUCCUGAACCGGUACUCUCAGCCAAUCAGCGCGAAGUAUACAGCGAUGAACUCAUUCACGCUCUGCCUACUGAAGAAUUUUCGUUUGCGCAAACUUUUAACCUCGAAAGCUUGGUAAAAACUGAUCGAUCAAAAAGAAGUUACCAAGUAGAUCAUAAGCAAGCCGAUCAAGUCAAUGAAGAUUCGCAUCCCGCGCUGAGUAAAGUAGGACAACUUCCGGUUAUGGUUUCACUUGAUUUCACGAUUCCGAAGCACGAGCGAGAGGCUAAAUGUGAUGCCUACUGGCAUUACCCGGAUAUGUUUUACGCCCUGACAGCCGAAGCGUUUAGACUUGGCCGCCCUUUGAUGUUCGAAGACCGAUUGUUUGACCAUGGAACCCAGAUAUUUGUACCAGAACAACCGGCUGUCGAGCUGACGGAAUCGGAUGUCCAGGAGUCGCUCCAGACUUCGGAAGUUGAUUUUUCAAACCAGUCCGAAAGUUUUGCUUUCGAUGAUAAAUUUCCAGAUAUCCUAGUUGAUGAAUUCAAUCCAAUUUUCCCUGAAGAUUCAGUUGAACCACAAGACGCUUUUGAACUCUCUGAAAACGAGGCAACAUGUUUUGAGUUACCAGUCGAGUGCUUGUCAAUCAUCGAAGAAUUAUUUACCGGGGAUCGCGCUAAGCCACUGCCAGUUAUGGAGCAUAUUUUAGAACGAGUCGAUACUGUUGUUUGUUCCGAAAUCAAACCAGCAGUAGCGGAUAAGACAAAACAGUCCUUGAUGGUUUCCGCUGAAGUCACGAUACCAACAGCUACCAGCUCUGACUUUAGCAUUGAACCUUCAGUUGCGGAACUCGUGGAUGCUGAUGAUUUCCCUACUGUUAAAGCGUCAGUUCGAGAGCACAUUUACGAAGCUCUUGAUAAACCGGAUGUGCUUUUCCCAGUUUUAACAGCUGAGCUCAACGACCUUGAGAAACCUACUGAAACAUGCGAGGUGUAUGAUCAAAUUGAUAAUUUUGUUCCGUGGCGCGAGGUCUCAGACAAGCUAGUUCCAAGUAUGUGCGCUCCAGAAUUAAACCAAAUGCAAUCCAUAGAUCUCGAUGAUAUUCAGGAGCCAACAUUUGAAUCUAUAGUUGAAGAAUCCCCAGAAACAUUUGCGACUCCUGAAGCGCAAACGUUCACAGAUUGGACAGAUGCUAUCUGCGCUGCGGAUGAUGUGCAGUUAAUGUUUAAGGCCCCGGAAAAAUUGCAGAGACCACCAUUGCCAGAGGACCGGGCAAUUAAGACAAACCUAGAACCCUCUUUGGCUAAAGCUCCUACUAAAGCAGUGGUACCAAUAGUCGCGUUUGCUGCAAAACCAUCGUUUAAUCUUCUCGAAGCUCCUGAACUUGAAAACCGGCCCAAAUCCAAGAAAACUUUGCCUAAGAUCAAGUCUCAAAAAGAACCAAAAAUGAACGUCAUACAACUAGAAAGAGAUAUUUCGUUGUAUACAUGCAGAGGGCUGGAUGCAUUUUGGUUUGAAGAUACAUCUAAAGAGCUUCCUUGGGUUCUGCCAGAGUUUUGCCAAACUAAAGGAGAUCCAGAUUUGAUUGAGGAAGAAAUACUGGAAGAAGCUCCUCCAAACAACGACGUUGAGUCGACUCCAACCGAUCUCUUUGACGAGGAUCCCGGCAGCAAAGGAACCGAGGUUGAGCUAUACGUUAAUCUCGAAACGUUUGAUGUUGAAAUGCAGCAGGAAACUGCAGAUUUUGAAGAACUGUUGGAUCUCUUGUCAUCUCCUAUAGUUCCAGAAGAAGCAGUUUCAGAGAACAUGAUUCGUGUCGAGGAUUUGAACAUUUGGUUCCGAGCUGAAAAAGUUGAGACGGAAAAAGAACCCGAAAAUUCUGUGAAGAGCUUCACCGGAAUCAAAGACACAGCAAAGAUGAGAAAUACUUGCAAUCUGGGCCGAGCAGCUCUGGAAGGGUUUGAUUUAAAGGAAGCUGCUCAGUUCAUGACAGACCCAGAUUUAAAUGUAGAGUUACCUCAGAUUGACUCCAUUAAUGAUCCCGAACCAUCCAUAGCAACUCCUGGCUACAAAUAUAAACUGUCAAUUGGAAAAGAAACUCAAACAUCUUGGAUUGGACCCAUACCCGAAGAAUUUUUCUAUCUUGAACUUCCUGAAGAUCUAAAACAAGUAUCUGUAAAUGACGUAGAAAAUAAUUGCCCAUAUGAAGCCCAAGCUGAACAAACUUCAGUAGAAUGCGCAGCUUUUGUACUCGAAACUCCUGAUGUGGCUACUGAUGAAAUUCCAUUUGAAAUAGACCAAGUUGACCAAUCACAUUUUGCCAAAGAAUUCGUCGCGCCGUCUGAACAGAUUAUUACUGAAGAUUCAACAUCCGCCCUGUCAAUCGUAGCCCAAAAUGUCCCUAGCCUAAAGACUGAGGUCUUGACUGUUGAAAAACCUCAAGAACUGAGUUUUAUACACUUUGUUCCUCGGGAAAUAAACACUGAAACGGCGCGGUCUGCUAGCAAACCUAUUGUAUCCACUGGACUAGAAAAGUCAGUGGAAUACCAGAAAUGUCUGGAGAUUUACGACGAAGUAAUGCCAAUGUUUCUAUGCGAAGAGCCGCUGCAAUCUGCAGGAAUCGAUCCGUUUGAUGAGAAACUUGAAGACCAAGAACAACCGGCUUUAUGUUCAGCUGAAGUUUUACCAAUCACACCAAUGCAGGAAAAAAUUUUGAACAUCGAGCCGAAGGCUCUAGGAUUUGGAGAAGUUGUCACUGAAGUCGAAAACUAUCAAGGCAACGAUCUUAAAGAAGCCAAAACAAAGAUCCACGUUCAUGAAGCUCUGCCACUAGACUGCAAAGACUCUUGGAAAGAGUCAUCACCGCUCGAAUCGCAGCCGGAACUAGAAUCUCCUGAUGUUUCAACAACUGGAAGAGAAUGUGCAAAUGUUCUAUCAGAUAUAAAUGAACUCAUUUCGACGGCCUUAGGUUUGCCAUUCAAUCCCACAGUUUGGACCCGUGCUUCAGUUUUGCCUUUAGAAAAAGCACAAGAUUUACCCAAAUUGACAAAAGUUGACCUAAGUUUGAACCCCGGUGUUCAUGAAAAAGACAUGAAGAAAUACGGCAUGGUUGAAGUAAUUGUUCUAUCCGAACUUAGAGCGCCUCUUUUUGAGACGGAUCCGUUUCGCGAUGCCGCUGACGUAGAACCAAUUUCGGACUCGGAGAUUUGUACAGCUCUUGAAAACACCGACUGGCGUGAUGCAAUAGGCAAAAUAGACUCGUUCACGCUCUUAAAAGCCGAGGACUUUUCAAUUCCCGAAGAGGAGCCGUUUUUUCCAGAAAUCAUAGAAAGCCGCCAACUGCUAUCAGAGGCUCCCUUUUCGUUUCCUGACGAUGAACCUAGACAGGCCUCAGCAUCUGAAGGUGUGAUAAGAUUUGAAGAGACUGAUGGUAUGUCAGACGAUGAAGAGAAUUUCUGUGAAGAACACGCAGGCGAUGAGAAUUUAUUUUGGACCAUGGAAGACGAAACAAAAGCCAAAACAGACGCUUUGGGAGUUGAAAAGGCAAUACAAAUCAAUGGAACUAGCUUGAUUCCAAAAGAAAAAUACCCGAAAGCGCAUUUAGCAGAAACAAAUUGCCAAGGCAAAGCUGUAGUUGCAAAACCAAUCGAACCUGUGAUGAGAGUUUUCGGAGCUUUGAACAAGACCCGCGAAAUAAUUCUGACUAAGUUGGACCCGCUGGAUGCCAAAAGAAUCACAGAAACAGCUUUUUCGAAAGAGGAACCUUUUACCAAGACUUUGAAUUAUGUUAAAGAAAAGACCCGAAGUAUUCUUAGUGCAGCACAUGAAAAUGCAUUCAAUGAAAUCGAGCUCAAAUCUUUUGAACUUCCAAAGAAACCGGAAGAAGCGCUAGUCACGAUACAUGAACAAAACGACACGGUCAAUACAACUAAAGAAAAAAUAGCCGAUGUUGCUUUCAAGUACUUCGAAGCCUCGAUCAAAUGGCAAAAUGCCCUGGACAACAUAAUGCCCGCUUAUGAGGAAGAACUUUUCCCGAUAGAAGAUUCGGGUGUUGUAAUGUCCGAAGCUCCAAUGGAGUUCCCCGAAGCCGAACAACUCUUCCGUGCUCAACAAGCCGAAAUAAAAUUAAACGAACCUGUUGAAGCUCUGGAAUCCCGAAAAUCUCAGAUGCCGAGCGUAGUGAAUGUACGAGAAGUUAGAAGCUCAGAUCCGGAAAAAGAUGCAACCCCGUUCAAACUAGGUUUCGCAGAGGUGCUUGAUAUUCCGUUUGAGGAAAUGGCAGAAUUUACGGCUGAUGAUUACAUUUUUGCUGAGCCGGAUCAACCUUCAGGCGACCAAACGGGCGGGAAAGUUGAUCAAAAUCCAGAACUAGCUUUGCACGAAGUUAGAGGUUUUAGCUCAAUGACGCCAGAUUUGUUUGUCGUAUCUCAAAAAUGGGUCCAAGUACAAGAUCUUACCUUAGUGAACGAAUCUUGCGAAGCCCUGGCAACUAAUGACCGACUUGAAAUAGUGCACGAAUAUCUUGAGAUUCGAUUGCAGAAUGAAGUUGCUUCCGAGCUCAAGCUCCCUGAAAAGAAAGAAUCUUGUGAUGUUCUUGAAUUCAUAGCUGACGAAAAAGAUUCGAAGAUGUCGCAGAGAACCCAGUUGGCCAGAGCGCCUGAAGAUGACACUCAAUGGGGUUUCACGGAUCCUAUAGACUACUCAUUAACUGAGGAACAAGCAGAAUCCGAGAAAGUUCCAGGACUCGUUUUUGCCGACGAUAUAAUUGAUAAAGACGAAGAAGCUAAUGCAGAAACAAUCCUCAUUCCUGUUGAAAUUGCGGAUCAUGCUUGGUUGCAGGAAGAAUUUGGUACCUUGCCAGUUCCUGGAAGUUCAAAAGAGGCGUUAAAGGCAGGCAAAAGCGGAAUUUCAAGCACUGUAAGCAUUCAUGAUUUUGGAAAUCUACAAUCAAGUGUUCCAGAUUCUCUGGUUAUCAAAAUCUCAGAGCUUGAAUUCGCCGCGAGCUCAACAGAAAAUGAUGAAUUGGUUCGCGAAACCCGAGUCACGGAUGAAGUUGUGCUUUGUGCGCCGUUGAAACCUGAUGAUCAAGUUCUUGAAAGUGAAGAUUUCACAAUCGAAUUGGAUCAAUGCAACGAUAUCAAAGAAGUCCCCGAACUUUUAGUCUCCGAAGAAAAUGAAGACGUCUCGUAUUGCGCGCCGCAAAUUGUUGAACAACCGGAGGAGCCGAACUUAAAGGCCGAUGAAAUUGAAGUUGAUCGAAAGUUUGGCAGGGCUCUUAGAACUAUUGAGAAAGUUGAGUUCAACUCUGUGUUUUCGGAAAUCACAACUCGACCAAUUCAAGCCAAUAACAAGUCAACCAGAAAUUUAUGGCCAAUUCAUGGAAAUACCAAAAAACUAGAAGAAGCGGAUCAAAAAACUAAUGUUUUAGUACAUCAAACAACACUAUUCGAAAGAACUCUAACUUUUACUGAAACCGAAGCUUUGCAAUGCGUAAGCGAAGCGAUCAUUUGGAACAAAACGUACGAAGCCGAAAAGCCCUUAAAAGACGUUGAAACUGCAAAACUGAAAAGGGACUCGCCUCCUCAUUUUGACAUUGCGGAGCCGAAAGUAAUCAAAUCUGUUGGCCAAGAAGACAUCGUGUACUUAGAUUUGAAGUUCAUCGAAGAAAUCGAUUUCGGAUACCCGCCUGAAUCAGACAAAGCAGAACUAUCAAUGGGCUCUGAAAAAACUCCGUAUGCCUCUUUGUCCCAAGAUAUAAAACUCUCAAUGGCGAUUGAAGGAAAAGAUUUAUCGACCUUCUCCUUUCCAUUUUUCACUCGUGACAAAGAAACUCAUUCAGUUAAAGCGUACAAUGCGGAUCCACUUUUCACCAAUAUCGAUAACCUGCAGCCGACUUUCAGUGCAUACCUGGACGUUUGGAUCCCAUAUGACACGACUUCCAUGAUUCUCUAUAAUGACUUUACUGAAAAACCGCAGGCCGAAUUGCAAACAGACGACGUUUAUAAAGCCGACCAAAGCAAAGUUCCAGUGUUUUGCAUCUACGCAAACUUGGAGACCCAUAAAAUGACAGAAAAAACUGGAGUUUUGAAUGUCAAAGAUGCAGUGAAACAAUUGAACCUCGAACGAACUAAAACCAUGAACUUUGUUGACUUUAACGAAGUUGACAGAGUAGACGGCGAUGAUUUCAUUCCCAUGACGACAGAUGACAACUUGGAGUCCAUUCCUCCGCCCGUCAUAGAAGAAGACAUAUUUGCCACUCCUGCGUCGCAUGUUUUGGCUUGCAACAUUGAGAAACUGCCCAAAAAGCCAAAGAAAGCAAACAUCAUGCCUCACAAAGCUGAAAAUUUUGCAAACGUCCUGCAAAUCAAUUGGUUAAUUCCUAUGCCUCUGAAGGAACCAAAAGCUCCUGAAAAUGAAUGCGGGAAAAUUGUUGACGAAUAUUCUGAAAAGUGGAACUGGAGAUAUGAUCAUUUCCCUUAUGGACGAGUUAAAAUCUUUGAAGUUGAAAUGCAAGAAGUUGUGGCUGAACAGUUCGGAGAUGAAACGAAAGACGCUCCAAUAGCAGAGAUUACAGAAAUUGAGCAACAGUUGCCAAAACCAAGACAAGUUCAUUGCGGGGCUCUUCCUUUGAUGACCUUGAAAGAAGGUCUGCCUGAAAAAUCAGAAUGGAUUCCUGAAAAAUCAGAACCAGAAAAAUGCGACAAGGAAUCUCUUAUUGGUAAUAUUUUGAACGCCGAACCGGAUUACGAUUUAAAUUUUACUCUUGCAUCGGUCCAAGAGCUGGAAAUUCCGUUUCAAAGUGUUGAUUUUAUGCCUUUUUCACGACGAUCUAACGUUACUGCUGCGUUUGGGGUUUUUGAUAUGAAGUUUUAUGAAGGAACUUUGCAGUCGCAGCAGCGUCUGGCUAAGCCCGACGACGCAUUUUUAGCUUUAACAUCGCUUGCCGAGUUUUUAAUACCCGAGGAACAAAAAUAUACAGCAAGUCUACUCGACGUUCUCGACCCGAAAGAAACUCUAAACCGACCCGUUAGAGUUGAAAAACCACAUGUUUACACCGCUGAAGAGGCUUGUCUGUUUUGGGAUUGCGCCGAACCCCGAUCGGUUGAGAAACCCGAACGUGCUACGCCUGGAACCCAGGAAGAGGAUCCAAAAGCCGAGUUAUACGAAGCUGACGAGUCAGAAACUCAAGUGCUUGCAAGAGGUCGACCGCAGUUUCCGAAAGUCCAGCAAGUAGAAAACCACGAAGACGAUGGGUAUUUUAUUCAGCCGAAGACUAAAAAGGCGGUGCUUUUCAAAGAACAGGGUCUUGGAAAACAAGCGACAAAAUUCGAGCACAAAAUUGUGGACCAAAUCGAUGGACCCAUUCAAGAAGACUGGCUCGAAAUGGAACCACCAGAUGAUGAACUAAACGAGGAACCAAUUCAGCCAACGUUCAAGGAAAGGAUUUACAAAGAGCCUCCUAAAGAGGAUGCUGAUUUUAAAUUAGCUAUAGUAGGCGAGCAUGUAUUGCCAGAUUUGUAUUCAGGACCUUUACACCCUGUGGUUUCCGAAGUCCAGAAAUGCGUCCAAAAUUCAGUUCCUGAGCCUUCUAACGAGAGAUUUGAAGAAAAUCUACCUUUGAGUUCGGCUUGCUUAGCUUUUGACGAUAACAGAGGAGCAGAUUUUACGCUGCCGAAACCAAAAUACAAAGAAAUGAAUUCUGAAAGCUUUGCUGAAGAAACACACAAAAUCCCGGAUACCUUCAAUGCGAUCACCUGCUUAGCCGAAAUUGUCGACGAUAAAGCUGAAUCGUCAAAUCUCAUUGCCGAUUUAAGAGACAAAAAGUCUAUAACUGCCGAUCUAAUUGAAAACUACGCGCCUUUAGAAGAAGCUAAAACAGAUUUUAUUUUGAGGAAAACUUGCAUUAUGGACGAAGAUUCAGUUCAACUUCUGAUAACGUUCGAAGCCGAUAAAGUCAGCCCGAUGACCACUCAUGCCGAACAAGAAGUGUUCACGACUUUCACUGCAAAUGAUACUAAACUUUUCACGCCGAAAGUUAACAUUCGAGAUCCGAUCGAUAAUGUCGAUCUAAAAUGGGUCGAAACUGGAAUUUGCCGACAACUUAAUGAAAAGACUGAACAAAUUGCUCGAGUUGAAGAUUUUAUGGGAACUGAGUUUGUUGAGUUAGAUUCUGAUGAUCUAAAUGCAGCAUUGUGCUGCUAUCAAGAAGUCGAGAUACCAUUCGAAAACGAAGGCGAGCUUAGAUAUCGGAAACCAGAAGACAAAGCUGAGAUUGAAGUACACGAGGAAACCGAACUCGAAUAUGAAAAACUUGCAAGGGUUGUCGAAGGAAAAUCAAUCGACCAAAUCCGAGGCACUGAGUUGCGUGACCAGGAAACUGAACUAAUAGAAUUUGAGCUUGACAGAGCGAAAGGAUCUUGGAACAAUGACCAAUCAAAAUCCCCGAAGGCAAAGAUGCAACCAAUCAUAGCAAGAGCAGAUCUUGAAUCACAAGCUGUUUCUUUCGCAACUGUUUUGCCAAGUUCUGAAACCAGCCAAGUUCGCGAAAAGGAGCAAAAAACACGUCUAUAUGAGCAUUUAGAGUCACGUAUUGACAUUUUCUCGGUUGCAACAAUGCAAGACCUGGAAUCGGAACUCGUGGUUCCGUUCUAUCCAGAAUCUCUGCCACAAGAGUCGCAAGUAGACGAAAUGAUUCUAGAACAAGAAGGAAAUUUGCAUGUUGUAACCCUGCCAGAUACAGCCAGUGAGCAUCAUUUUGGCGUCGUUCUGGAUUUGAAUCCAAGAGUGUUUGCACAAACACCUCAACGAACAGAUAUUGCGGAUGAUCUCAAAGUUGGCCUACAAAAAGCGUCUGAAAUUAUGAAAAACGUUGAGCUCGAACCUGUUGAACCUGAAGAUAUUAAAUGGAGUUCUUCAACUGUCUUUGAAACUGUUCCAAUCAAGUUAGUUCCAAACGACUUUGCUGAAGUUGUUGAGGAAAAUACCCUUGAAAAAUCAUCCCAUACUCAAGAUUCGGAAAUAGCAAAUACUGAAAAUGACGCUUUACCGUACUUCAACUGCGACUCAGAUAUUUUCUGCGAAAAGCCACCUGAAAAAGCACUGGCUAGUUAUGAACCUGGGUUGCAUGAUCCUGUCGAAGAAACAACUGUCGAUCUGCAAAUUUCAGUUGCUGCAUACGCCGACCGGAAUACUUUCAUUUGUAACCUAGUCGAAACAAGAAAAGAAACUUCCCAGGCAACUGAAAUUGAACAGAUGUCCAAAGCUCAAAGUCACAAGAUGACCGAAACGCAUGCGGUCGCGAUGUCGAACGAGGAUUUGGUCACGCCUAUGCUGCAUGCUUUUGACUUAUUGCAACUCAUUACAACCAUAAAUGAGAGGGAAACUCUAGAAAUAACGGCAGAGAAUGUUGCUUUCCCAACUGAAGACUUCACGGAUGCUAAGCCUGUUAACCCCUUUGAGAUUGAAUACUACAACUGUGAGAAAUUGGAAAUCGAUUUUAUGAUUGACGAGGCAUUUAUGAUCGAAAACACAUCAAAAGUGGAAAGUGGAAUUCCGAUGGACUUCCCAGACAUACAGGAAAGCACCUCGAGAUUCGGAUAUCUCCUGGAGCCGCAAGCAUGCAAGCCCUUGGAGGAGCCAGAUGUAGAAAAUGCAACUCUUAGGGACUCUGACGCUAAAAUUUUGAAUUCAAAAUGCUCGGAAAGCAUGCUAAUUGUGGAAGCAAUGCCUCAAUCAACCGCGCCUGUUUCAUGGAUAACAGCUGGAAAAAUCAAGAAGGUUCCAGAUAUGUCAGAAGAAAUCCUGCCGAUGAUAGUUGAGAAGGAUGACUUAAUGGAUCAGCCAAUAAACUUUCUGGACGAUGAGCCGAGCGUUUUCUCUGCCGAAGAAAAGCAAGUGAAAAUGGUCGACUUAGACGAACUUGAACUUUCGGAACCCAAAACAGUUGACCUUGAGUCAGUUCCUGAAGAAGAAAUGACAUGUAACUUCACAGAACACAUAUACGAAGCCUUACCAUUAGAAAAACUAAAUGUCGAAUGGAUGAAACUAGGUAAACCUAUUUCCCUUGAAGACCAAAAGCCCAGUCUUGAAACAUGCGCGAAAGAGCUCGAGAAGCCGACUUUGAAUCAUAGCCGAACUGUGAAACGAAACUCGAUUUUGAGUUUGGCCCACCAGCAACCAAUCGCGUUUAUAGCUCCCGGAGAAAUCAAAUCACCUGAAAAAUUCUCAGAAAACGCUGAGUUAUUCUCACAAAAAAGUUCACUCGAAAACGCCGUGAUCAAAGAGCAGAUUAUUUUAGCUCUUAAUAACGACAGCCUGGACUCGACCUUUACGGAAAAAAUUGAUCCAAAUAUCAAACCUGAGAAUGAAGAAAAAGCCUCAGCUCAGAAAGAAAAGGACAAGCCUGUUUACAAAAUUACAAAUGAAAAACUGAUUAUUUCAAUCGCAAACGUUACCGAAAUUCAAAUCCCGGAAGUUAAGUUGGAUGAGCUAUCAGAUGACGAACCCGAUAUAGGAGAAAUGGUAGAACCUGAUGCCUCAGAUUUAGUUCAGGCGGAAGUUGAUUGUGAUCACACCGAUGCUCUUCCUCUCGAGUCAGGUAAUGGAUACGUCUCUGAAAAAUUGGAAAAACUUCCUGAUGAAAAACCGCUGGACACUUGUGACAAAGCGAUAAUGGCAAACGAAAUCACAAAAACUUUGAGUCGGGUCACCGACAGAGUUCUUGUCAAAUCAGUUCCCGAGCAAAAAGGAAUCGAGUGGACGAAAGCGCCCGAGUUUUAUGAUGAAACCAUUCCGAUGUUCCUUUCUCCCCCCGUGGAAUCUGCCCCUGUAGAAUCAACACUUGACGAACCAUUUUUUGACGAGAUUCGAGACGCAGUCGCAAAAAUUGAGGAAUUUCCACUUUUAACUACGGAACCGGUCGUAAUCACGAAGACAAAGCCGGUUCAUUUGGCAAAGACAAGAAUAGUGGAACCAUUAUACGUAGCUACUGAAAAAAGAGACUUUGAGCUUUCAGCUCUUACAGAAGAAAAAGAAUACAUACCUCAGUACCUGGAAGAAUUGGACGACGUGGAGCCCGAAUGCGUCGAUGAAGAGUCUCUGGACAAAUUAAACCAAGCCGAAUUCACAGAAAAUGACGUGCUUGCUAUUUGUACCAAUGAAUUUGAAAAAAUGACGGCAACGCAGCGCGUUGAAAAAGUCAAUGUCGCACCGGAAAUGGAAACGUGUAGACCUAUAACCAACGCCCAGUCUGAACUUAGAACGAUCGCCUUGAAACCAAGUGAAAGAAUUUGUGCGGCGCCUGAAAUGAGAACUGUCUUGACUGAAAAGACAGAUGCCUUAGGUAAGAAGCCUGUAUCUGUUCAAAUUGAUAAAAUUCAGGUCAUUGAAAAACUACCAAAACCUACGGAAUUGUUGGCCAAAAUUCUUUCAAACGGACUGGAAACAACACCUCAAGAUCAGAAUAACCAGGAACGUGCGGAUCCUGUACCAGUGAAAGUCGAAAGCGAAAGGUGCGGUGGAAAACCCACGCCUGAUCCAAACUUGUUCACACCUGAUAAUGAGCAUCCGUUGUAUUAUCGACUUGUGCUGAACUGCGACGUUGCACACAACGAUGUUGGAGAGUUCUUUGAAACGAAACCAAUAGCACCUGUCCAUUUCGAUCACAUGCCGAUUCUAGAAGAUGAAGAAAUAAUUGCUCCCGAUGCUCCCGAUAACCUUGAAGAAGCUCCCGACGAGUUCCCAAGUGAUGAUACUCACACGUCACGUGAAGGAAUAAUCGAGUGGUUCAAAGCCGAACAACUACCAAAUCAGAAAGAAAUCGACCAACCGUCGAAGCUUUUCGUCGCAAAAGAAAACCUUUUUACUUCUAGGCUAAUGAGGGAAUCGAGGAUCAGCUCGAAGCCGAAGCAGGAUGAAAUUGAAUUGCAAUCAGCCAAAUAUAUCAAACCUGUUAAAAUGGAAAGAGUUGAUCUUCAAAUUGUACCAGACAAGAAAAUGAAUACACAUACAAUCGACGAAGCGAUUGUCGUAAAGCUCGGCAAGAUUUUAGAAAAGCCGGUUGAGCAUAUUUGGCUCGAGAAACGUUUCAUCCCAAUCUCGCUAGAAGUUACAGGAUCUCUUUUGAACGAAAAGUUGAGAAAAGCAAGGACAGAUCCGACCCAAAUACGUGGUAUUUUGCCCAUUGCUGAAAACAUACUGCGCAUGUGGCCUAAAGAUCAUCCGAGAUUAUUUUGGGACCUUUUCUGCCAGUUUAUUUUCUCACUUCCAAACGGUCCUGGUAAUCCCUGGGAACUGAAUAUAGUCGGAAGUUACGAGCAUGGGCCGAAAGGAGAUCUACAGGUUAUGGUUGAAGAUUUGCAUCAAUGGUCGGAAUAUGAAAUGUUCUCGCCUGGGUACGAGCUCGAUAGGACUCGAGUUUUCGACUAUCCGACCAUCAAGCUAAUUGAAACUUGGUACAUCAUAAUUUACGAAUACUUUUGCGGAUCGAAAGAAGAAAGCAACAUCAGGAUACAAGCGAAGAUUGACAAGCUAGUCGCAGACCGAAUGAAAGCAUUAAAGACCAAACUUGAUAAGCAACUGGAUGUUCAUAAAAAAGCCUUGAAGCCUUCCCUAUCGGACUCUGAAGACGAGAGUUCCGAAGAGUCGGAUACCAGAUCAUCAGGAGUCGGAACUCUAGAUGAAGGAACUGACUACAGAACAAUCGAGGGCAGUGACGACGAAGCUGAUUUUGUUGCAAGGUCCAAGGUACCAAGAAGCCAGAGGGCCCCUAGAAGCUACUCGACAUCAUCGGAGGAAUCUGACUCCGAGAUAUUCGAUUCCGACCCGGAAUUAGAAUUGAGGCGAAUGGGAGGAGAGAUUGAGCUUGACUUCCUGAAUCCGAUCUUGGAAACUUGCGGAUACCUGCCAGAGGGUGCUGAUUUGACUAAGUUAAAAGGACAUGUUGCUUUCGACAAUAAAUUCAAACUGACAGAGUUGCCUCAAGACUUUGGCCAGACUGUCUUUGAUUCCGAUAAUUUCAAUUUGGACCUCAAAUUGAGAGAAAUAAUUGACGAAGACAAGAAAUUCGAUAAUAAUGAAUCAAGUUUGAAGAAAUUUGACAAAACGCAUGACGAUGUCCUGAAAUUCCCCGAGGAUAUAAUUUCGCAACCGUGUCUGAAAUCCCACAAAAUUUCCACCGUUGCUCUUGUCGGAAAGAAUGAUACUCAGAUCCCGAUGAAAGAGUUGAUAUUUCUGCUCGAAACUGUGCAGAAAAGAUUCCAUAAACGAACUAUUCAGCCUUUUGAAAUUUACGAAGUUCUAAAAACAAUUACUCAAGUUGAAGGCAGAGAACUUACUGGGCCGACAAAAGAUCCAAAAAUUUCAGAAGAACAGAGUCUGGUCGAAAAACGAAGAGACCUCAUAUGGAAUUUCGAUUCAGAUUACAAAGAAGAUGUUGACAAGAUUUCAGAAUUUUUGUCACAAAAGGCCUACUUCAAUCAGAGAAAAGAGCUAAUUGAACUGGAAAGAAAGCUGAAAUCUUGGAGGAAAGAAGAGUUGGGAGAGGAAAUUUACUACAUGUUGCAAUGGCGACCUCAAGAAAAACAAACCGAAGCUAACAAUGAAGAAAAGCCGACUCAGGAAACUGAAGAAGUUUCUAAGCUUCAAGAUGAGCGAGAAAUCAGAAGGUACAAAUUGUUCAAAGAAUGUGUGAAAAAAGAACUGAUAAUCAUCAAAGAGCUGAAAAAUAUUCCACGUGAAUUUACAGACCAACUCGUGAGCCUCGUUAUCAAAUUCUUGGAUUUGAAGAACCAAGAUUUCCUGGAACCGGAAAUAGACGAGCUGCUCUAUUACAUAACCGAGAUUUCAAAUCUGGACGAUGAUGCAAUCUUCCCAUGGGUGGAAAAAGCGACACCUGAAAUGAUUAUAAAAACCAGAACAACUCUGAAAGACAAGAAAUCAGCGCCUGAUUCUCAAAAUACAAAAACUGUAGAAGAUCAUUUGAGAAUUCUCAAGAAACAACUAUUAGAAAGCAAAGAUGAUAAAGACACGUCAAUUUUGGAAGAUCCAUCCAAAAUUUAUAUGCUGAAAUUGAUACAAUACAUUGAAGUAAUUAUAAAAACAAAAACUGGGGUUCGAAAAUACCGCGAAAGAAAUCUAGAUUUUGACGAUAAAGUUAGAAAAGAUACUGAUUCCAUCUUUACCAGAGCUUUUGAAACCGACCCAGAAAAACCAAUUUUUGCUAGAUGGAUUGUUGAAAACUUGUCAAAAGAAGAAAGAAACGUCUUGAAUUCUGUACGAAAACAGUUUUACAGAUUUUAUGUCUCGAAAAUUGUUUCUGAAGAUACGACCCUUUUGAAUUGUAGAAAUACACAGACAUCAAUAAUUCUGCAGAGGAUUUUGGUUUCCUUCUGGCUAUCGUUCAAAUUUACAGAAUUUGAGAAUUUGUCGGCAAAAAUAAAUUUAAUUGCAAAGCGACGCACCGAUGUCUCUUCAACAACAAAUGAGGACGCCUCAAAAUUCAAGCCUGUCACUUUCUACGAAACGGUUUCGAAGUUCGUUGAAGUUGACCAAAAGAUGAGUUCUCCCAUUUUGAAUACAGACAUUGAACCUUGCGAUAUCAUUCUAAGAACAUAUGUGAACCAAAAGGUUAAGUUCUACGUAAAAGAGUUGUGGAGCAAAGUUGGCAUGCUUUUGGAGUCUUUUGCAUGGCAGUUUAUGACUCCCGAAACUUUCGCCAACCAAACACAACGAAGAGCGAUAUUGACCUUGAUUUACUCAAGCAACGUUGUCUACACAAUUCUGAGAAGCAAAGGCUACAACUACGUACCAUCGUUGCAUCUGCUUGAAAAGGAUACCGAAAUUAGGUCAAAACUUCCAAAGGGAAUCGACUUGAGAGUUGUUGUGCACAUGAUUCGGCUAAUUGAGACAACAAUGGUCAGUUUCCUCGUGAUCAACAUGUUUGAGCCUGAACUCACUGACUAUGCGAGAAAUGUUCUGGUGACCGAAUUGAUCAAGAAUCCAACUGAUGAAAUGGACGAUGGAGCUGAAAAGAAACCGGAAGUCAUAAGUGAACCUGAAAACUUAAAAACUCUGCAAAUGUUUGCAUUGAGAACACAGGUCACAAUCUGCGUUAGAUUCUCUAUUCAAAUUAAUGAGAGAAUGAUUGAAAGGCCGCAAAGGUUGAUCAAAUCAGUUGAAAAUUUGAUCCGCUACCUGAAGCCAAAGGAAGGAUUGCCUAAAAAACCAACAGACAAGAAAAAAACCACAAAACCAGAGGAUGACAGUUCAAGGCCAGAAUCAGUGCGAUUGGUUGAAAAGGUGGUAGAAAGAUACCUAACUGAACAGAUUAUUCAGGCAGACUUUGAUAAAAUCAAUGUCGAUGUUGAAAGUCCUCUCUACAAAAGUUGGAUCUUAGAACCCACUUGCACAGACGAACGAUCCACAGCGGAACCAGAGUUUUCUCCCUAUGAAGACUUGGAUGACGUUGAAAGUGACACGAAAACACCUAAAGAUAAAGUAACCAUCACAAUUCUGCAGAAAUUAAUCCGAAAAUUGUUGCCAGCACGUUUUGUAUGUGACGUCAUAAACUAUAAUCAAAAGAUUAAAAAAGCGUCUCGAACCCCAUGGGAUAGCGAAAACGUUAGAGAACCCGAUGAAAACGAAGAGGUAUCUGUGGGGAGCACUGAUCCAGUUGAAGCCAGUCCAGAUGAUUUGAUUGGCAGUUCCGAGUUCUAUGGUCCUGAAAGAUGGUCCAAACCAGGAAAAGCUCCAACAAAACAUCUAGCCGACACACCUGAGUUGCUAAUGCCGCCUAAUUGGAGACUAUCAGUUCCAGGGACUAGUAUCAAGGAUCCCAAAUAUGACAAAUCAGGGAAACUGUUAGGGCUUCUCAGUUCCAAAGAGAAGAGACCACAAAGCGAAGAUGAAACAUCGAUUAAAAGAAUGCCUAUCAACCCAGUGGAACUAAUCGAUGCUGAGGAUGCAGAUGACGUAACUCCUAGAAUUUAUGGCGUUGAGGGAACCAUCUCAGAUCUUCUGUUCCGAUUUGCCAUGUUCGGAGUUGAAACUUACGAAGUUGAUGGAAUUGUGAUGAACAAAAUCGACGAAGAGCCCUUAAGAGAUCUCCCAGCGCACGAUAUCUUCCUCGAAACAGUAUUACACCCUGUUAAGAAACCAGAUGAAACAAGAGAACUUUCGAGUUAUCUCAAAAAACCAAAAAUCACUCAGAGAAUGAAACCAAUGGUAGGUGUUCCAGAUGAUGGUGAAACUCCGGAGGCCCUGACUGUAUAUGAUUGGAUCUUCACAAGCAACCGACCAUUGCAACCAGCAGACAUGAGACGCCCCGGUCAACUCAGAGAACCAGCGGUGGAAAGGAAGACUCCAAAAGAACCGGGUUCUGAGUUGAUAGAUCCAGAGUUAUUGACUGUUUACUUCACCGAAUUGGAAAAGACUCCCGAAAUGCGACGUUUCCUGAGAACGUUUUCACCUGAACCAGAAGAUUUGUCUGUUAAAUUGCGUGGGUUCAUGGCAUCGAUGAAUUUUGAGAGGCCCAAUUACGCCCCGAAGGUUCACGGAAAAUUCGUUUCUCUGAAUAAAUUCAAAAGUUCCAUCAAGUUCUUCACUGAUGAAAUCAAGCCUACAGAAAAACCCAGAGGAUUAGACGCACCACCUGAUUUUACAUGGUCUCAGUUCGACCUUGACUUUUUCACACCAAAAUCAGAAUCCGGAACUGAAAAUCCACCGAAAUUGCCCGAAGACUUAAGCUACCCCAGAAAACAUCCUGAUGAUUCAUUGAUCACGAAACAAACUAUUGAACUUCAAUUUGAAAGAAUACUCCGAACUACAACAACAACUUACUCAGUAACUUUUUUCGACAUUCCUGAAAAAAUAUAUCCAGAAAUUGGUAAAAGGAGUGAAAUUGUGCAACCACUGGUAGAUCCCAGAACACCACAGGAUCCAGAAUUGGAGAAAUUGAGGCCUCAUUUCGACAAAGUGAUCUCCUUCAAGGUCCUGACCAAACCAUUGAUUCCUAAACGUGAUGUUGUUAUUCCUAAAAACUUAUAUAAGAAGUUGAUGACCAUGCCGAAAGAAAACGUUGACAAGAUCAUGACACCGAAAGAGUUCAGCCCUUUCUUGAAAGAACUUGACUCCGAAUUCAAAAAAGAAGAACCGGAGAAUAUUCUUGAACAGUAUCCUUUGAAAUAUUCUUUCAAUUACAUCACUCAAAGCACAGACUUUUAUGUUCUUCAUCAUCCUAAAAUUUCAACUUUCAAAGGAUCUUUGGUCACUGAUUAUGAGUUUGGCAAAGUCGUCGAAUGCGAAGCGAAAUGGGCAAGACCAAUGGAACUGACAGUUCAAAGUCGCAAAACCAGAGUAGCCAAGUCUAUACCAAGCCGCAAACCGAAGCGACAUACAGUUAAAGUGACUGAAGUUUCAGUAGCACUGGCAUCGAUAGCCAAAGAGCCAGAGCCAUUGCUUGAGUUCCAAACCAGUGAACCGGAGUUUGCAAUGAUACUGGACACCGAGAAUCAAUUGCAAUCAGAAGCGCCUGGAUUUGGCUUGCCAGAUUUCUACGAUGGAUUUGGCGUUGAGAAAACAUUGAUCGGAUCUCUUAGAGUGGAUCCAUUGGAAAAAACAAAACCGAAAGCUGAAAACGCAAAACUGAUCAAAAUAAAACCCGAUCUGAACUCAGCAACUGUUCACGUCUCUAAAUUGAUUUCCAAGCAGAAAAAUUCCGACGAAGAAUUCAACGAGAGAACAGUGCCCAUUCAAGGUUCGAGAAUACGUGAACAGGCCUUCGGAGAUCAUGUGAAACCAGCAGUAGCAAAGAACCAAGUUAUCACUACUGAAAUCUACCAGGGUUCCGGUUGGUUGGCUGAGGAAAAACCCAACUUGAGGUGCGAAGAGAUUCUCCCCGCAAUUGAAGAAUACCCAUUUUACGAGACAAUACCUGAGUCGGGUUUGUGUUCAGCACCAAUCAAUUUGUUCAAUGAUGAAAGCCGAAUUGCGGUUCCUUUUGAGGCGACGUUGAAGCUGGAGGAAACAAUGCCACUUCACCUUAUGGUCGAUGAAGACACAUUUGCGAUGUUGAUUGAAGAAACAAGACCAGUUGAAAAUGCUCCUGUGAUUCCUUUUGAUGACCUUGCCAAAGAUUGCUUCGUAGAACCCAAAGAGUUUGGAUUUACAUGGAUAAAGCCUGAAACUUUCAAACCCGAAAAAGAACCAGUUAGGGUUAGUUUGGUUCAUCAGAAACCGGUCGACCUUCAUUGCAGACGUUAUGAAAUAUCAACCCGGGCUAGAAAUGCAGACAAUCAGGAACACCUGCUAAGCGCUAUUCCAGUCACACCAAAACAGAAGAUCGUCGAACAUUGCAAAGAGGUGUUAUAUAAACCCGCAAAUCUGAACGAAGUUUCAGUGAGAGAAAUAACACUUCAAGGUAUUACAAUAGUAGAUCAAAUGAGUGAAGUCACCUUUAAAGACGAACCAUUCACCGUAGCUCCAACAUACGCAACACAGAGCGACCUUGAAAUGCCUGGAUAUGGUCCGAAAGAUUUCAGCGUCCAUUUGUUCAGCAUCUUCAGAGCCAACGCACGUCCCGAGGAGUUCUCGCGAUGCAAGACAGUCCAGAUACCCACGGAUAAAUUUGCUAGUUUGGACGAAGAUGCUUAUGCGUUUGAAGAGGAAACGGAUGCAACGUUGCAGACAAAUCCUGGAAUCUUCAAGCCUCAGAUCUACGGAAUCGACGAUGAUGAUUGGUGGGAGGGAUACGACAAACAACUCAAAAUCAUUCAGUUGAAGGAAAACGAAGUUUCAGGCGGCAAUUCGCUUUCCAGGAAUUGUCCUGUUCGUGGAAAUAGGAACGAGAGGCUGAAGUGGUUGUGGAAAAAGGCGACUCUGAGAAUCAAGACUAUAAGUGCUUUCAAAAAACCGAUCACGAAGGGUAUGCUGAUGUACAUGGAGAAAACUUUCUACGACAUGGGUUUCGACUCUCCUUCCAAGGGUGGCUGGGACAGUGUCGACUCCGCCUCUGGCUCCUCCGAGCCCCAACUGGACCCCAGUCGUCCCCCCUCGGAGCCGAUGUUCCUGGUGAAGCCGACAGACGACAUCUUCUUCACUGGGAAGACUAUACGAGUGGAGGUUGAAGUGUCAGGAAAUCCGAGGCCGACUGUCUCCUGGUUAAAGGAAAAACUAACUAUUGUGGAGAAUGAGAGGAUAACAUUUGGCCGUGAUGACUCAUCUAACAGACACUGGAUGGUGAUCAGAGAUGCGAGUGUGACUGACGAGGCUUCUUAUUGCGUCACUCUCUCCAGUUCCAUCUCGCCACUACCCACUCAGUGCUCAUUCGACCUCAUGGCUGUAGAUGAAGGUCUGACGCAGAUGGUGAAAGAGAGCAGACAGAUAUCGCGUGCCUCUCUCUCCAGGGCCUCCAUGUCCAGGUCAGACAUACCUGGAAGCAGGAUGGGACUACAGUCUGGAGGAACCUCGAGGGCAGACGACACUCUCAUUGAGGAAGAGGAUCUGGGAGAACCGCGAGCUCCUGAGUUUGACGAUGAGCUGAAUGACAUGUCGGUCAAAGUGGGCAAGAACUGUAAGAUGGGCUGCGAGGUGUCCGGAAACCCAAUCCCAGUGGUUUCGUGGAGAAAAGAUGGCAGGCCAAUCAAAGCGGGUGGCCGAAUCACCAUUCAGCAUAAAUCAGACGGAGAGUGUUCACUGAGGAUAUCAAAGGUGACAAGGGAAGAUCAGGGAGACUACAUCUGUGAGGCGACGAACAAGUUCGGCAAACUGAUCACCGAGGCCAGACUCACAGUCAAGUCGUGAACGGAAAUAAAAUAGAGAAAUUGAAGGAAAAAAAAACAUCAUCUUUAGCCAAAAAACUGUUCAAAAUUUAAACAAAGUCAAGGUCAAAUCACAUGGCCAAUCUACUACUGUAGGAUGAUUUCUUGUAAAAAUGAUGUAAAAAGUUUGAAAGCAACCAAGCAAGCUGGUCAAAUCACGAGGUCAAUCUAUCAUUGUCGGGUGAUUUCAUGUAAAAAAUUGUGUAUAAAUUUGAAAGCAACCAAGUAUCUUGUACAUACAUUUAAAAAAUACGAACGGUAAUUCAUGGUAU